This is a messenger RNA of Jaminaea rosea, 964 nucleotides long. RefSeq lists its product as hypothetical. The record is from RefSeq and is a predicted model, not a curated record. Lineage: Eukaryota; Fungi; Basidiomycota; Exobasidiomycetes; Microstromatales. Bases 79 to 882 code for a protein of 267 amino acids. The transcript has a single exon.
GAUCGCACGGCUGAGCAAAACCUCGAAAGCAACACUUGCGCGUCCCUUCUCUGCACACCAAGGAGCACAAUUAUCAAGAUGCCAAGUGCCGAUUCUCCCCCAACAUCCUCAUCCGCAGCUGUCGCUGGCCAACAGACGUCGAGAUCAGACCCUCGCCUCUUCAAUGGUCGCCCGCUCACGGAUGAAGAACGCUUCCCGCCUCCACCAAAAGACCUUCUCUCCGUCCUAAAGACAUUCAUGGCAACGCAGGAUCGAAGGGUAUCCCUAUGGAAGGAGUACGAGGAGGCAAUGGAGGGACAUCUCAAAGCUAAGCAGGAGCAGAAGGAGCGAGGUGUCGACCUCAAUGAGGACGAGGCCGCUGCGCCCACAACAAACGGCCAUCACGCAAACGGGGAUCAUGCCCCCGUAUCAGGUGAGGGUCACUACGCCACCACUACGGUCCCCCUUUCUUCAGACAACCUCAUCAGUCGCAUCGUAUCCCUAGUCACCACCGGUCUGCUGGAUUGCGCGCACGAGACGCGCUCCCUCUCCCUUGAACUGAGGCAUAAUGAGAGCUUCGCGAGGCCAGAUUUGGCCAGGAUGGUGGAUGGAGUGCAGGAGGCUGAGAAUGAGGUGUUGCGCAAAGUGGUAAAGAGGGAUCAGGUCAGACGGGUGCUGGUCACUCAGGGAGAUGAAGAGGCAAGGAAAGUGCUGGCGGGGCCCACGAACGGUCAGGAUGAGGUUGGCGGACCUGGCGAGGGCAACAGUGUAGAAGAGGGGAUUGCCUCCUUGACCGCAGGGAUUGAGGAGCUGCGUAAGGGGCGGAUUGCGGAGCUGCUAGUCGAAGUUAGGGCUGAGAUGACUGAUCUGCAAGCUGAGGCGGCAGAAGUUGGCGAGGAGUAGUAGCUAGUAACAGCUGCAAGUCAAUUGUAAUACCAGUGCCAUCAUUGCACAAGGGAGGAGUCAGGAACAGCGUCAUCAUGAG